Molecule: messenger RNA, 3288 nt
Organism: Thyridium curvatum
Lineage: Eukaryota; Fungi; Ascomycota; Sordariomycetes; Thyridiales; Thyridiaceae
Exons: 7
Coding region: 1-3288 (1095 amino acids)
Biological process (GO): transmembrane transport; DNA-templated transcription
Molecular function (GO): zinc ion binding; transmembrane transporter activity; DNA binding
Source: RefSeq, a predicted model, not a curated record
AUGUCCGAGUCAAAGGAAACGGAAACACCAUCAUCCGGUCCCGGAAGGACAGACUCUGCUGCUGAUCUCCCUUCAACGCAAGCCGAGGACUGUAUGCACACACAGUCUGAGGAUAGUCGACAACUUGACAUCGAAUCUGGCACAUCAGCACCAAAGGACACAGAAAAGCCGCCUACGGAUCCGAAUCUUGUAACAUGGGAAGGGCCUACAGAUUCCGCCAACCCCAAAAACUGGACGACAAACAAAAGGAUGAUCAUUACGGUCCUGGUGUCCCUCUUCACUUUCCUGUCUCCAAUAUCAUCCUCGAUGGUAGCUCCCGCUCUAUCAAAGCUAGGAGAAGAUCUAGGAAUGCACGAGAAAAUCGAAGUCGAGAUGGCCUUGUCCAUAUUCAUCCUUGGUGACAUGUGGAGGGCAGAGGAACGCGGAAAGGCGGUCGGCAUAUACAGCUUGGGCCCGCUGCUUGGGCCCGCCGUUGGCCCUAUCUGUGCCGGCUUCAUCGCCGAGAGAACAACUUGGCGCUGGUGCUUCUGGUCAACAAGUAUUGCAGCCGCCGUUGUCCAACUUUCAGGCAUAUUUUGGCUGGAAGAGACGUACGCACCCGUGCUCUUGCGAAGGAAGUGCCAACGCCUGAUCAAGGAGACGGGCAAUGCCAAUCUUCACGUGGGAGCGGAGCUGGCCAAAAGUCCAUCGGAAAUUCUGGGCGCUGCCCUGAUCCGGCCUACUCGGUUGCUUGCCACUCAGCCUAUUGUUCAGGUCAUCGCAGUAUACAUGGGCUACCUCUUCGGGGUCACGUAUUUGGUGAUGGUGACCUUCCCUAUCGUCUGGACCGAUGUGUACCGCGAGAAUCUGGGAAUUAGCGGCCUCAAUUAUCUCUCCCUCUUCAUCGGUGCUGUCCUUGCCGUCAUUACUAGCUUGAUGGUAGUAGACAAGGUGUACAUGAAGCUCAAGGCGCGAAACAAUGACGUGGGCAGGCCGGAAUUCCGAGUGCCUUCGAUGUUUGUGGGCUCAAUCAUCGUCCCCAUUGGACUCUUUUGGUAUGGCUGGAGCGUCCAAGCCCGGGUUCACUGGAUCAUGCCUAACAUUGGCGCCGCCCUGUUCACGGCCGGUGUUUUCCUGUGUACUCAGGCAAUGCAAGCCUACACCAUCGACAGUUAUCAUCGCUACGCUGCCAGUGGGCUUGCAGCAGCGACCGUACUCCGGAGUCUCGCUGGGUUCGGCUUCCCCCUCUUCGCGCCAUAUCUAUACCAGGGCAACGAUGGAACUGGCACCGGCACCAGUACCGACAUCGACACCGGCACUGGAGGAGACAGACGCGAGGGGCCCAGGCGAGACUCCGCAGCGGAGACGCAAGAGGGCGACUGCAUGCGAGCGCUGCAACCAGAAACGCAUCAGGUGCGAUGCAUCGACCUCGGGUCAGCCGUGUUCCAAUUGUCGCAAGGCGAAGAAUCCCGAAUGCCGUCUUAUUCGCUCAAAGCGGACCAGGAACCCGUGUUCUCUCUCGAUUUCGACAGAGUUAAUGGCGAAGAUGGGUCGCCAAUUGUUACCGAGAUCUCCGGGAGAGAGCGUCAAGGAGUAGCGACGCCGGACUCUAUGCCCUCCAGGACGGGCCCCAUACGUCACAAACAACCUCGCAGAGGUGACCGUCCUCCCUUCAUCGGAGAAAGCUGGUUCGCGACGUACCUUUCUAACAACGCCGCAACAAGACAAACUGCUGUACACCCGCAUGUCGAGACAGCCAACAGUAGCGACGAAGAUGGUCGAUCACGGCCGCAGUCCGAACCUCACGGCGUGGCACCACUACCAAAGGCCAAUCUGCCAGCCUUACAAGACGUGAUUCCACAGCACCUCAAGCAGCGUCUGAUCGAGUCUUACUUCUCCCUUUUCCAUUCAUAUUGUCCUAUAGUGGACAAAUCCUCCUUUCUCUCAUCUGUUCAGGACGACACCGUUUCACUAACGCUCCUUCAAUGCGUCCUUUUCGUAGCUUCGACUCAAUGCGAGCCCUCCAUCUUCCAUCUGUUGGGUUACAGCACCCGGAUGGACUGCGGUGAUGAGUUCUUCGCAAGAGCCAAAAGGUCGUUCGAAUCAGACAACACAUCCGACCGUGUGGCGAUGCUGCAGUCCUCAUAUCUACUCUCUUACUGGUGGGGUCAACCCAUAGCCUUUCGUGACUCGCUGUGGUGGCUCUCGUCUGCUAUCAGGUCUGCACAGUGCAUGGGGAUGAACAAAAGUACCAAGAAAAGCGGGAUAUCUCCGGAGGUCCAAGCCCAAUGGAAAAGGAUCUGGUGGUGCUUAUAUAUUCGAGAUCGACAAAUAGCGUUCUCUAUUGGAGUACCAAUGAUCAUCAAUGAUCUUGAAUGUAACGUCGAAGACCCGGUUCCGCAAGAUUUCCCAGACGAGAGUCCCGAGACCGCCUAUUACAUUAUUGGACAAGCAGUGCUCAACCGUGCCGCAUCGACUUUGUUUCUCGAUUACUGCUCUCUGGCACGACUUCCCCUGAGCGACGAUCCCGACUUUCGGCACUGUGCGCAGCAGGCCAUACAAACCACUCUGGGCAAAUGUCAUGAGGAGCUGCCGAGACUUUCAAGAGGAGACCGCCGGCAUUACUUAUCUCUGACCACGGACAUGUGUUACAAUUUCUACGUGAUCCACCUUCAUCAGCGGGUACAAGGCCCUCGACCUGAAAGCGAAAUACAUCCGAAUGAUGCAAAAUUUAUCCUUGCCGCUGCGGAUAAUAUCACUCAACUAGUGGAAGACGCAAUGAUAUACUGGAGUCCAAAAUAUCUACCCAUGAUCUGGGUCACUGCCAUAUUUGCCGCGAUGAAUGCUCAGUAUUCUGCUAUGCGCAAGAGCUCGCAGGACCGAGAGUUGCUCCGUGCCAAACUUCGGUCUAGUCUGAUCGUCCUCAAACAAUUCGAAGACUACUACAUCAUGGCUCGUUGGGUUCGAAUACUAUGGACCAAUGUGCUGGACAGACCAGGCCACGAGAAACACCGUCUCAAGACAUUCCAACAGCUGCAUCGUUAUCAAGACAAUGCAGCUCGUCCUCCCGACACCAACGCAGAGCCAACAUCAAUCCAAGAUUAUUCCACUCCGACAUCGUCGACGAACACUCACUCUGAUCCAACAAGAAUCCCAUUAGUUGAUCCUGGUUUCUUCGGCGAGGAUCGAUCGCAGAUCACAUCUUGGGUUAUUGACGACUGGUCGGGCACCUUUGCCUUGGACGGAUAUAUUGGACACGUCGACUUGCCUAUGCCGAGCAUGUGGAACACUGGACCGCCAAAUCUGUAG